Messenger RNA from Aspergillus tanneri, 798 nucleotides. RefSeq names its product bZIP transcription factor (gene ATF3). The record is from RefSeq and is a predicted model, not a curated record. Lineage: Eukaryota; Fungi; Ascomycota; Eurotiomycetes; Eurotiales; Aspergillaceae. The transcript has a single exon. Gene Ontology annotation, biological process: regulation of transcription by RNA polymerase II. Gene Ontology annotation, molecular function: RNA polymerase II cis-regulatory region sequence-specific DNA binding; DNA-binding transcription factor activity, RNA polymerase II-specific. The coding region runs from base 1 to 798 and encodes 265 amino acids.
AUGUCCGCAGAAAUUGGUCUUUGCCCGUCUGCCCCUGAUAUCUUCCGCUACAGGGAGGAUGCUCCUCCAGAUUCGCUACCGUAUUAUGGCAUGACUACCCUUCCUCCGGAGCAUCUCUCAUUUCCAUUUUUACCGGACGAUGCCUGGCUGAAUUUCAAUCAAUUUCCACAGCCUCCAACGCCAGCCUGGACCAGACCUGACCUCGAGCAGCAGCAGCAGCAGCACCAAUCACCUCCCAAAGAAUCCACACGCAAGAAGACUCACAAUCAAUCCGAGUCCAUGUUCACAAACGAGGAACGGGAGAAAGAAAGAGAAAAACGAGAGCAAUUCCUCGCUCGCAAUCGCAUGGCUGCCAGUAAAUGUCGUCAGAAGAAGAAGCAACAUACCAGACAGCUCCAAAGCCGGUAUGAGAAAGUGUCAUUCCAGAAGCAAAUGCUAUUGAUUGAGGUAGAACAGCUGCGGAGCCAGAUGCUGCAGCUGAAGGAUGAGCUCCUGCGUCAUUCGGAGUGUGACGAUGUCUCAAUCAAGAACCAUCUGGACAAGAUGCUGGAUCAGUUGAAAACCCGUGAGGUCGCAAGUGAUAGCCCUGAUCUGAGAAAUAUGCAUACAUUACCCAUAGAUGCCCUGUCAUCAACCUCAACACUGGUGGAUGAUGGUAGCCCGCCGCAGUUCUCGGGCUCUGACAUAAUGACUGCAGAACAAGUACGUCGAGACUCGAAUUUGAGUGUGAUCAGUGAUACCAGUAUUAGCUCUUUGGCUAGUCAUGAUGGGUUUGAUGAUUUGAUUAACUAUGGCUAA